Molecule: messenger RNA, 1227 nt
Organism: Toxorhynchites rutilus septentrionalis
Lineage: Eukaryota; Metazoa; Arthropoda; Insecta; Diptera; Culicidae
Product: hatching enzyme 1.2-like
Exons: 3
Coding region: 1-1020 (339 amino acids)
Biological process (GO): proteolysis
Molecular function (GO): metalloendopeptidase activity; zinc ion binding
Source: RefSeq, a predicted model, not a curated record
AUGUACGUGUCAAUUGUGUUGGCGGUUCUAAUUCAUUACGCAGUUGGAAAGUUGCCUCCGGUUGAUCUGUCCCACUAUGGCACCUCGUUGUACCGAAAGAUUGAUCCAAACGUUGAUAAACUGAUCAGGAAUUUGGACCAUUCCCUCGGUAUUCAACCAUGGGAGCUUGGAAGCCUAGUUGAAAGUGAUAUGCGAUUGCCACUACCCAAACUCCGCAAUGGCCUCAGAACAAAUUCAAGCAACUCGUUCGUUCGUUGGCCCAACGCCACGUUGAUAUAUCAAAUCGAAGGACAUUUCAAUAAAACCGAGCUUGGUUUCAUAUUCGGAGCGAUGCGUGAGUUCGAAAAGUACACAUGCAUCCGCUUCCGGGAGCGAACGGACGAAAAGGCCUAUGUAUCGAUAGGCAACACCGACUAUGGCUGCUGGGCCGAUGUGGGACGCGGAGAGGGAAAAACUGUGCUCAAUCUUCAGCCAGGAUGUGCCAACGCACUGGUAACUCCAAUACAUGAGAUGAUGCACUCGCUUGGCUUCUACCACGAACAUAACCGACCCGAUCGCGACGAUUACGUUGAGGUUCGAUUCGAUUACAUGUAUCCAGAUCCUCCAAUUUACUUCAAUUUCAUGGUGGAGGAAGAUAGCGACGUGACCAACUUCAGUGUGCCCUACGAUUUAGGCAGUAUUAUGCAUUAUACGAAAUAUGCGUUUUCCGCCAAACCUGGCAAGCUCGAAACUUUGGCUCCACUAGUUCCUUGGCAUGGUGACCUGGGCCAGCGUGAAACAUUUACCAAAUACGAUGUACUAUUGAUCAACAUCAUGUACUGUGGAACGCCAGAGCCGACGGAACCGCUACCGGUGCCGGAUAGAUGGACUCCGGCGGAACCACUGAUGCACAAUGCUCGGCCGAAGCGAUCGACGACGCUAAGAAAGGUGAUCAAAAGAAGACCAACGUCCGGUAAAAUGACUAAGGAAACGAGAGAAAGAAUGGAGCAACAGCUAAGAGGAGAAUGUAGCAGAAAGUAAGGUGUGAUCAACAGCAAAUUGUGAGAAACAAAUGAUUGUAUUGACCGAAAACUCCUUCCAAAAUCAUAUUUAGUACCUGGUCGUUUUCAUCCAGUCGUAUAUGUCAUCGUCUAGAACCAUGCCUUAUGCUCUAAUGAUAGCCCAAACUCGUCUGUCAAAAUGGGCUGUUAUGGACUGUAUCCGCAAUAAUACGGACACCCAAAAAUC